Molecule: messenger RNA, 765 nt
Organism: Zymoseptoria tritici IPO323
Lineage: Eukaryota; Fungi; Ascomycota; Dothideomycetes; Mycosphaerellales; Mycosphaerellaceae
Exons: 1
Coding region: 1-765 (254 amino acids)
Source: RefSeq, a predicted model, not a curated record
AUGAGCAGCAAAUACACUGGUGGCCAAUCUCGUGACUGCGGAGGCGUGUUGUUCAUCUCGCCCACUCUCUGUAUCAAGGCGUGCCCGGGUCGUACGCGCUUCGCCGAAGCGAAUGCCAUGGAGUUUGUGCGACAGAACACAUCCAUUCCGGUGCCCAAAGUGCAUCUUGUCACCGAAUACAAAGGUCGCGUGUACAUUGUCAUGCAGAGGAUCAAGGGCCUCAGCCUCGGCAACGGGUGGUAUUAUCGGUCUGCAGAGUCAAAACAAAACAUUCUAUUGCAGCUCAAAGCCAUGGCUGGUGAGCUUCGUAACCUUCCUCGAUCGCAAGGUGUUGGAGUUGCCGAUAUUGACGGAGGACCAGUCUGGGACUGUCGACUUCCCUCCAAAGAUCUCUGGGGCCCGUUCCCAACGAUUCGCGAAUUCCACAAAGCAUUGUCCGGUGACCAAGACUGGUCAGAUCUCAAGGACGAAAGAUAUCCCGAUCUCACCGAGCUGUCCACAUUUUACAAUCAAUCAUGGCACCGUCCGGUCUUUACACACGGAGAUCUGAGCAGCUUCAAUAUUCUUUGCCGAGGAGACACUAUCGUGGGUAUCAUUGACUGGGAGACUGCAGGCUGGCUGCCGUCCUACUGGGAAUAUGUUACGGCGUGGAACGUGAAUCCUCAGAAUCAAUUCUGGCAAGUCGAGGUCGAUAAAUUCCUGGAGCCUUUUCCACAAGCACGACGCAUGGAUUCGAUACGGCGGAAAUACUUUGGCGAUUAUUGA